Molecule: messenger RNA, 744 nt
Organism: Verticillium alfalfae VaMs.102
Lineage: Eukaryota; Fungi; Ascomycota; Sordariomycetes; Glomerellales; Plectosphaerellaceae
Exons: 4
Coding region: 1-744 (247 amino acids)
Biological process (GO): mycotoxin biosynthetic process
Source: RefSeq, a predicted model, not a curated record
AUGUCGAGCAGGACGUACGAGUCGAGAAUUCCAGAGGAGGAUGAAGAAAGCCUCACAGAGACUCUGGCAGAGAGCAUGUCCGAUGGAAAGCGGGAAUGGAAGCGCAUGAGCUGGUAUGAAGAGCGGCCGCGAAGCUGGUUCAAGUCCAUACAACAGAAUUGGCAGUGGCUGGCCCACGGCGUACUCUUAUCCAUGUCGCUGGUAUCACUGGUGCAGGCGUACCGAAUUCGCCAUGCUGAUCAAGAUGUCUUUUUCACCAAGAAGUAUUCUUCCUAUUCUCCUGCCGCGGAAGUCGUCAACUACCACACGGAGCGGUACAACCUCACACCCAUCAUGGACUGGUCUCCCUAUGUCGGAUACGGCAAGGAAGUCGACCGGGCGUGGGAUCACAUAACCAACAAUGUGGGCGACCAGAUGAUCUCGCAGGUUCAGCUAGAACGUCUCGGCCUCGACCCAUCGUCCAUCAAGUGGAAACAUCCCACUACUGGCGAGGAGGGCUACCGUGUGGGCAUCGAGGUCUUCCACCAACUACACUGCCUGAAUCUCCUUCGUAUGGCCACGUGGAGCGAAUACUACUCACAGGAGGAGGUCGGUGGUGACGUUGCCACUGAUCCGGAGGACCUUCGUGGGCAUGUCGUGGAAGGCCACUGGCCAGACUUCAGCACGUUGCAUGUCUGCCGUAACUUUGACGACAUCAGGAAUUGGGCCAUGGUCAACUCGGUCACCUUUGAAGAUGAGGAGUAG